AGUUUUAUCGGCACGAGUAAUUCUCGAUAAUGCCAACAAAAAUCAGACACAUUCUUCGUAGUUAUAUUCAGUUCAAUUGUUCAAUGAACAAUUUGAUUACAUGUCCAACAAUCUAAUCUUGUUUUAAGUGCCGAUCAGUUCGCGUGGUUUGCGUACAUUUAAAUUUAGCACUCACUGCUGACUAUCGAGCAAACACACAAUUUCGCAGAAUUUGGAAAAUCGGAGAGGAUGUUGCAGCAAAUAUUUUUAGCGGUUCUGUUUGGUCUGGGGGCAGUUACGGCUGCACCAUUUGCGGAUGAUGAACUUGGAUCUCUGGUAGUGAACGGUACAGACAGCAAUAUUGAAAACUAUCCAUAUAUGGUUUCCGUUAGAAGAAUCACGGGUGCACACAUGUGCGGUGGAACUCUUUUAAAUCCGUACUGGGUUUUGACUGCGGCACAUUGCCUAAUGAACUCACCAGCAAGCUAUUAUAGAAUUCAGCAUAGUUCGACGGUCAUUUCAUCUGAUGCAGUUGUAAAUGUUACAAUAGCGGCUGAAACUAUAAGACAUCCCAACUAUGAUCCAGAGGACUCACAUCUGCACGAUAUCGGAUUGAUUCGAUUAAGUGAGCCAGUCUAUGUUAAUCGAUACGCCAUCAUACCACACCAAUUUGCCGAUGUAGCCCAUGAAACGCCCAGUAGAUUGCUCGGAUGGGGGUUAGAGCAAACUGGUGGUACUGUACAGGAAACACUACAAGAAGUCGACUUAAUUGUGUUUUCUGACGAAGAAUGUAGACAUCGUCAUGAUGACAUGAUUUACCCAUCGUUUAUAUGUGGUGGUGUUCCAGAGGGUGGUCGUGGACAGUGCAGUGGUGACUCUGGCGGUCCGCUUUUGGUGAAUGGAAUCGAAGUCGGAAUAGUGUCAUGGAGUGUCAAACCAUGCACCGUUGCACCGUAUCCUGGUGUUUAUACCCAAGUUUCGUACUAUCGUGAAUGGAUUAGACAAUUCACUUCAGUUUAAUUCAAAAUCGCAUAUUUGGACACCGACGUUACAAUAGUUCCACUUUUUUAGUUCCACUUCUUUAGUUCCACUUUUUUUCUUUUACUAAAAAAAAGUGGAACUAUCUUCCUAUUGCGUGUGUGCAGUGUGACAAUAAUUCCACUUUUCAGAUGUAGUAAGCAAACAUAUUUAGAAAUAUCUUGCUUGUGGAACUAAAAAAAGUGGAACUAUUGUCACACUGCACACACGCAAUAGGAAGAUAGUUCCGAUUUUUUUAGGUAAAGAAAAAAAGUGGAACUAAAAAAGUGGAACUAUUGUAACGUCGGUUAUUUGGAAUAAAGUGAAAAUGCAGAGAGGAGAGAGAAAUAAUGUAACAAAACAGAACGAAUAUAAUUACAGGCGUGUUACUAAGAACCACAA
Molecule: messenger RNA, 1398 nt
Organism: Bradysia coprophila
Lineage: Eukaryota; Metazoa; Arthropoda; Insecta; Diptera; Sciaridae
Product: trypsin-like
Biological process (GO): proteolysis
Molecular function (GO): serine-type endopeptidase activity
Source: RefSeq, a predicted model, not a curated record